Molecule: messenger RNA, 1933 nt
Organism: Candoia aspera
Lineage: Eukaryota; Metazoa; Chordata; Lepidosauria; Squamata; Candoiidae
Gene: SYT4
Product: synaptotagmin 4
Exons: 4
Coding region: 388-1665 (425 amino acids)
Biological process (GO): cellular response to calcium ion; calcium ion-regulated exocytosis of neurotransmitter; vesicle fusion
Cellular component (GO): synapse; axon; plasma membrane
Molecular function (GO): calcium ion binding; calcium-dependent phospholipid binding; clathrin binding
Source: RefSeq, a predicted model, not a curated record
AGGUACUGAUUUCACUCCGGCAGCGUCAGAAUUGCGUCAAUUUGGGUUUCAACCACGUCUUCGGGCGCCGAGCUCGGUGAGUCAGAAGGCUCGAACCAGCGGACAAGGGCUCACGAAUCACUGUGAAGGAGGGGAGAACCGAACGAGGCCUUCCCUCCCCUUCGUCUCUCCCCCACCCGCGAUUCCUCUCUACCUCCUUCUCUUUCUAAAACCUUCCCGGUCUUUCGGGCUGGUGUCGGCGUCGUGUUGGAAAACAAGUCUCCCCCUGUUUGUGUGUGGGGUGCGCGUGCGUGGCGCGUUUUCGCCGCGAACCGCCGGAGAGAGGGAGAGAGGCAGAGGGGGAGAAAAGAAUUUUCAGGACCUUGGACAGAGCACGCAGCAAACAACAUGGCUCCGAUUACAGCCAGCAGGGAAGAAUUUGAUGAAAUUCCAACAGUGGUUGGGAUCUUCAGUGCCUUUGGGCUGGUCUUCACUGUCUCCCUCUUUGCUUGGAUCUGCUGCCAACGCAAAUCUUCUAAAUCAAAUAAGACUCCUCCGUAUAAAUUUGUUCAUGUGCUGAAGGGUGUUGAUAUUUAUCCUGAGAACCUCAACAGCAAGAAGAAGUUUGGUGCAGAGGACAAAGAGGAAGCCAAAAACAAGCCUAUUAUGCCAAAGAGCUCUCUACAUCUUGACCUGGAGAAGCAAGAUCUGAAUGGCAACUUCCCCAAAACAACCCCUAAAAUACCAAGUUCCUCAGAUGUUGAGGGCUUUACUCCAAAGCUCUUUCCUGAGAGGGAAAAAGAUUCAGUGUCCCCUGACAGCUUGAAGUCUACCACAUCAAUAUCUUCUGAAGAAAAGCAAGACAAAUUAGGGACUCUCUUCUUCUCCAUUGAGUACAACUUUGAAAAGAAGGCUUUCAUGGUGAACAUCAAAGAAGCACGUGGCUUACCAGCCAUGGAUGAACAAUCAAUGACUUCUGAUCCAUACAUCAAAAUGACAAUACUACCAGAGAAGAAACACAAGGUGAAAACUCGAGUAUUGAGGAAAACCUUAGAUCCAGCUUUUGAUGAAACCUUCACCUUUUAUGGGAUCCCUUAUACUCAAAUUCAAGAUCUGAGUCUCCACUUUAUGAUCCUGAGUUUUGACCGCUUCUCCCGAGAUGACGUCAUUGGAGAAGUCCUCUUUCCCUUAUCAGGAAUUGAGUUGUCUGAAGGAAGGAUGCUGAUGAACAAGGAAAUCAUCAAAAAAAAUGUUAGGAAAUCUUCUGGGCGUGGUGAGUUGCUGAUCUCACUUUGUUAUCAGUCGACAACAAAUACUCUCACUGUGGUUGUUUUAAAGGCCAGGCAUCUACCUAAAGCUGAUGUUUCAGGAUUAUCAGACCCCUAUGUCAAAGUGAACCUUUACCAUGCCAAGAAAAGAAUUUCCAAAAAGAAAACACAUGUCAAGAAGUGUACCCCCAAUGCGGUGUUCAAUGAACUCUUUGUCUUUGAUAUUCCCUGUGAGGGUCUGGAAGAGAUCAGCAUUGAAUUCUUAGUACUGGAUUCAGACAGGGGAUCUCGGAAUGAAAUCAUUGGCCGGUUAACCUUGGGGGCUUCUGCAGAAGGAACAGCUGGAGAACAUUGGAAGGAAAUCUGUGAAUAUCCUAGGAGACAGAUUGCUAAAUGGCACAUGCUGUGUGAUGGCUAAUGAAGGGACAGGAGGUUGGGACUUUUCAAAGAGAAAUCCCAUAGGCAAGGAUUCGUUUUCUUUCUUUGCAAUGUAUAAUCACAGGCUUGUGCCCUUGGGGAGGGGGGGGGACUUUAUUGUUAUUGUUAUUGUUGAGACUGAAUUGAAUUAUCAAACCAGAAGGUAACUACAUUUUGGUUGAGGCUCCCUUCUUUUUGCAAGACCAAACCUUCAUCAUUUAUCAAAGGUCAUAUUCUGCAGGAGUGUACAAAACUAUAGAGCCACAAAG